Candida dubliniensis CD36 is the source of this 1170-nucleotide messenger RNA. It is a transcript of the gene AOX1, whose product is annotated as Aox1p. NCBI's taxonomy places the organism in Eukaryota, Fungi, Ascomycota, Pichiomycetes, Serinales, Debaryomycetaceae. The transcript has a single exon. Gene Ontology annotation, cellular component: mitochondrion. Bases 1 to 1170 code for a protein of 389 amino acids. The record is from RefSeq and is a predicted model, not a curated record. Gene Ontology annotation, molecular function: alternative oxidase activity. Gene Ontology annotation, biological process: alternative respiration.
AUGAUUGGGUUAUCUACAUACAAAAAGGUACCAACCUUAUUAGCAACAACAACAAUAACAACUGUCACAUCAACGACCUUAAGAUCUAACCAACUCUUGCGACUUGCGUCCACUACCAGUACCAAGCCUAAUGCAUCAACAACCGUUGCUGCUGCUGCUGCUGCUGCUGCUACGAAUUCACUUGGUAACUCGAAUUCCAAAUUACCAAUUGAUAAAAAUGAUUUAGAAAAACCAGGAACAAUUCCUGGCAAACAUAAACCAUUUAAUAUUCAAACAGAAAUCUAUAAUCAAGCUGGUAUUGAAGCUAAUGAUGAUGACAAAUUUUUAACUAACCCCACUUAUCGUCAUGAAGAUUUUACUGAAGCAGGUGUUUAUCGAGUUCAUGUUACUCAUAGACCUCCACGUACUAUUGGUGAUAAGAUUUCUUGUUAUGGGACAUUAUUUUUCCGUAAAUGUUUUGAUCUUGUCACUGGUUAUGCUGUUCCUGACCCUGAUAAACCCGAUCAAUACAAGGGAACAAGAUGGGAAAUGACAGAAGGAAAAUGGUUAACUCGAUGUAUAUUCUUAGAAUCCAUAGCUGGAGUUCCUGGUUCGGUUGCUGGAUUUGUACGCCAUUUACAUUCAUUAAGAAUGUUAACAAGAGAUAAGGCUUGGAUUGAAACGUUACAUGACGAAGCCUACAAUGAAAGAAUGCAUUUGUUAACAUUCAUUAAAAUUGGCAAACCUAGUUGGUUCACAAGAUCAAUUAUUUAUAUUGGACAAGGUGUCUUUACUAAUAUUUUCUUUUUGGUAUAUUUGAUGAACCCAAGGUAUUGUCAUCGAUUUGUUGGUUACUUGGAAGAAGAAGCAGUGAGAACCUAUACUCAUUUGAUUCAUGAAUUGAAUGAUCCUAAUAAAUUACCUGAUUUUGAAAAAUUGUCAAUUCCAACAAUUGCUGUACAAUAUUGGCCAGAAUUAACCCCCGAUUCAAGCUUUAAAGAUUUGAUUUUACGAAUUCGUGCUGAUGAAGCCAAGCAUAGAGAAAUUAAUCAUACGUUUGCUAAUUUGGAACAAUGGCAAGAUAGAAACCCCUUUGCAUUACAAAUUAAAGAUUCAGAUAAGCCACAACCAAAUUACAAUUUGGAUGUAACGAGACCCCAAGGCUGGGAAAGAAAAGAUUUGUAUCUUUAG